UAAUUCAGAUUUACUGGCCAUCAUAUACAUGUUCAAUGGAUUAAAUCAAACGAAUGCUAAGUUGAUGGGAUAAUGUCUAUGUACACUUUAUACAAUUAUUUAUAGUUCACAGUCACUUCUCAUUUUCAUUUCAUCAUUUCGACUUCUUCAGCCUUUUGGCCAAAGACAAGAGCUUGUCAGUCCUCUGUUUUUUAUACCAGCAUCGAUUUCACGUACCUUCGCUUCGUCUCGCUUGUCAAUUGUACUCGGCAUUUUGAGUAAAAAAGACGAUACGAAAGAGAAACGUAUUUUUGAAGCGCAGCGACGAUGAACAUGUGCAAGUUUCGAUAAAAUAGAACAGAUGCGGGUACUUUUGUAAGAACUGUUAUGAUUGGCUUUUGUUCUCUCCCACACUCUUGUAAGAACGGUUAUGAUUGGCUAUCAUGCUCUCGCCAGCGAUGUUUUGGCCAAUUACAUUGUAGAUAACACGUAUUCUACUGCAAGACUUAGCGAGACUAAAGAUGGCGAAAAUGUAAACAUGUAACAUCGUCGUAUGCUUGGGUAUCACGAAGGAACAUACCCCAACCCCCCUCAAUGAAAAAAAAAAACUCAACGGAUUUGGCAUAAUUUCGAUUUUCGCUCAGAAAAAGCAGAAAACUCUCAUCCCUGUGUCACUUUAAAGGUCAUAGGUGAAACGUAGAAUAUCAACUUUACUGUCUAGAAGAGCGACCCAAAAAGUGAAUUCAAUCUUCCUGGUGUCUAAUUUGCACCCUAAAAUUGAAUAAAAAUGGUUAAAAUAUACCACUUUGCCCAAUUUCUGAAGGUUUGUUUACAUCUCAUUUAUGCGCACUUUUACCGCCAGGGGAACGUCAUCAUGACGUCAUUUAAGCCAAACAGACUGGGAGCAGUUCUGUGUUUACUUGUGAACCGAGCAUAUGUGUACAGACUUGGGUCGUGAGAGGUUGCAUAAAGUGUCUGAAAGCGAUAGCGAUUUUGAAGUAGGAAGUCUCCAAAUUGAAUAUCAAGAGGUGAAACCAUAUAUGUAUGAACCUAUGGCUGUUGCAAAGCAAUCGGUGAAUGUGGCUCACUGGUUUGACCGUGCGGCCUCGGAAUCAGACGGCGACUCGGCCGACUCUGAUCGCGGUGACCCCGGACCUCAACAAGAUUCACGCCCAAACGAUUUAUCCUGGUAAUUAUGAUAAAUUCUUACUUUCGUCGUAAUACUAAAUAAGAGCCCUUUUGAAGAAUAAUUAAACCGCCCUCCCUAGUGGAUAUAGGUAACGAUUACUUGACACAGUGUUUCCCACACAUUGAUGAGACUAUGGCGCCCCGCCAUAGUCUAAUUUGGGCCGCCAUAGUCUCAGUCCGCGCCCGCCCGCCCGCAUGGCGACACUGACACACCUGGCCUGACAUUGCGUGCAUUGCCUAUCUAAGACAGCGUGAGGAGACAACUCUGAUAAGCUACAUCCUGUCUGCAUCUACAUGUUAAGGACACUUGUUGCUAUGUUGAAAUAAAUUAGAUAUGACUGAUGUGGAGGCAACAUAUGAAGACUUCAUAGCCUCUGGAAGGACGGGCAGAAGGAAUGCAGUGCAUGACAUCCUGGGAGAAUCGGGAGGACUGGAUGCUAGCGGACUCUCGCAGACACUUUCAGAGCUCAACAUCAACAAAACAGAUGAAGGGAAUGAUGGAGAGAAAAGCUCGAGCUCCUCAGACUCCGAUCCCAAACCAGAGGCGAGCAAAGCAGAGGGAACAUAACGGCCUCCUGUGCGAUUAGGAGGAGGAAGGAAAAACGUCUCAUCAGCUCUAUCCUGUGGCGAUUUGAAGACUGGACAUGGCCAAGCAGAAGCAGCGGCGCCCUCUACUGGUCUGCCCUGGACUCAGUAGAAGCACUGCCUUCAAUAUCUUCAGAGGAAAAGGCUGGACUUGUAGCUUCAGCACUGGAUGAAGCGUUAAUCACUUAAGUACCAUAGCUGAUGUAGGCACUCCCCUAGCUAAUCACUGUUAGCUGUUGAAAUGGAGCUAAACCCAUCAGACCUUCCAGACUCGGACCCAGAGCUACUCAAGACAUAGCUGGAGAUUUGUAGGAUCUUCUCACAGCAUUUGACUUUCCGUCAUGGAGUCAUGGAGGGAUACGUUUUUGAGCCGCAAGUCCACUGCCAAGUUAGCCAUGCUAAUAUAUUUCAGUGUUCUUAAUAUGUACGAGUAGCAGUGAUGUUGUAAUAGCCUACAUUUUUAAAUAUUUUAAUGAGGUUUUGUUUUUCACUUAAUGUUUCAGCUGAUGUGAUCGAAUACACGCAAGAAACGAAGUUUCACGUAACACAGAUGCUGCACCGUGACUGUCGGACAAAUUAAAUGUCUCUGAAAAGUGGUUUAAAAAGUGAUGCAUGACACCUAAAUAUAUUCAAUAUGUUCAGAGGAUGUACAUGUAUAAAAUAUGCAGCUGUGUAAAAGUGAGCUAAUUGUUUAUGGUAUUUUUCUUUUAUGGAGCUUGUGAUUUUUAUUUUUAAUAAGAAAACAAAACAAAAAUGAAU
This is a messenger RNA of Neoarius graeffei (lesser salmon catfish), 2511 nucleotides long. It is a transcript of the gene pkia, whose product is annotated as cAMP-dependent protein kinase inhibitor alpha. The transcript has 3 exons. Gene Ontology annotation, biological process: negative regulation of cAMP-dependent protein kinase activity. NCBI's taxonomy places the organism in Eukaryota, Metazoa, Chordata, Actinopteri, Siluriformes, Ariidae. Bases 1502 to 1735 code for a protein of 77 amino acids. Gene Ontology annotation, cellular component: nucleus; cytoplasm. Gene Ontology annotation, molecular function: cAMP-dependent protein kinase inhibitor activity. The record is from RefSeq and is a predicted model, not a curated record.